AUGGAGCCUGAGGUCUCGGAGACUGAGUUCUGGACUGAACUUCAAACGAUCGUCUCCAAGAACUGUGACUCCGAAGACGAGAUCGACGACUCCCUCCGAGCUUAUCUCAGUCUAACAACUCAAUACAAAGAUGAGUACCUCCGGUCGGAAACCGAUAUAUCACGCUGUUCCUACAAGCUAUUUACGUCAAAUAUCUUCGCCUCACAUGCGGACUACGUGCGCCGACAGAUUCUCUACGGUCUCUUGCAGGACGAUGAUCCGAAUACACUCCACUUCAUUGCGUCAUUCAUCCUCUUUGACGGACGAGAGAAUGAAGCAGUGCUUCAGAUGCUGAAUGAGGAGGGCGCGUUUGCACGUCUCCUCGAGCUUAUACAGGCGAUGCGAAGAGCGGAUCUGGAUGGCGACGCCGGUCUUCAUCGUUUGUUGAUGGACCUUGUGUAUGAGAUGUCGAGGAUACAAAGGGUCAAGAUUGAAGAUUUGGUUCUCGUGGAUGACGAUUUCAUUCGUUGUCUCUUUGAUAUCAUCGAAGAUCUCUCUUACGAUGUUACCGAUCCUUAUCAUUACCCCGUGAUUCGGGUGCUGCUGGUUCUGAACGAGCAGUUCAUGAUCUCGGCUCACGAUCCGGUCGACGGCCGGCCCACUGGUCACUUGACCAACAAGGUUAUCAAGGUCCUAUCUGCGUAUGGUGGGAUGUAUAAGACAUUCGGAGAGAACAUCAUUCUUCUUAUCAACCGUGAAGCCGAGACGUCACUUCAGUUGCUCACAUUGAAGCUUCUCUAUCUCAUAUUUACCACCCCUAGCACAUAUGAGUACUUCUUCACGAACGAUCUACAUGUUCUGGUCGAUAUAUUGAUGCGGAAUUUGCUUGAUCUACCCGAGGAGGCCUCCGCGCUGCGGCAUACUUACCUACGUGUUCUUUACCCACUUUUAGCUCAUACACAGCUGCGAAACCCGCCGCACUACAAGCGGGAUGGACUUCGGAGGCUACUCAGCGUUCUUGUUCGGGGCCAAGUCUCAUAUGGGAGCGACCUAGAACACGAGAAAAUCAUGCAUUUCGAAGAGGUCGAUGAAACGACACGUCGACUUGUCGCUCGGUGUGCGACAGUAGAAUGGCUACGCAAUGACGAGCAGCCCGACGCAGCAGAAACCCAAGAAACUCCCAUUCAAGUGACAACAACUACAAUUGAGACGGUCCUGGAUCAAGGCGAGCAGCAUGCGUCACCCAUAGAUAUCGGCGAAUCACUCGACAUCUCUCGCACGCUCUCACGAGGAAGCACAAUCGCUAGCUCACCUGACACAACCUCGCCAACGCGAAUGGACUCGUAUAGUUCGUCCAACGCGCCGGAGAGUCGGAAACACAGCUUAAUCCACCGGCUCGGCAUGAACCUAGAGCCCGCAUCCGUAUCUUCACUAAGCGUUCAAGCCGUUGCAGAACAGCACGAAAAACCAGGCAUAAUAACCCCCAGCCGCAAAGACGGAGUCCCUGUCGCCGCUCUCAAUGGUGAGACACCAAUAAUCCGGCCACCAAAGGUCAAACCCGAACCACCGAAAUCUCGCCGCUGGCGCGGGCGCCGUCUGGCCGUGGAUGAAGAAGAGCACCACUCUACUGGCACAAGCAGCGACAGGAAUACCAUCCCCGAAGGCGUCGAAGUCAGCCCCACCACCGUUCUCACCCCCAGUACACCACCAUCACAGCCACCUACCAAUGAUCACCGCAACUCCGGGUCAGGUUCCACUCUUGCACCCCCAACUUCACGGCCCCGACGGGCUGUAUCAAAUCCACCCCCGGCCCUCCCGCCACCACGCCGUUCCAGUCAUAACACACCUUCCUCAAGUCACCACCGGCCGGUAGUCCCAGCAGCCGGAACAGGCCGACAUGGACAGGCUCCACUUCCGCCAAAAGCGCGUCGUUGGGGACGUGGCAAGCCCCAGCAUGGACCGAGUGACUCAGUCGAGAGCGGGACCAGCAGUGUUAGCCCAUCAAAGGAGUCUGGGACUGCUGGAAACACCCUCGCGUCUGCUCAGCAAGAACCGUCACCAGAGGGUAGUGUUGUUUCAGAUCCGUUCUCGCCGAAGUCCCCCACCUUGUUGAUGUCGCCGUCUGAGGCUACUGCAGACAAGGUAUAUGGCCCAACUGAUGGUGCUGCCGAUGACCAUGCGCUUCUCAGUGUAGAGGAGGCAGUGCAGAACGUCUCCCUGCAUUGA
Molecule: messenger RNA, 2205 nt
Organism: Penicillium verrucosum
Lineage: Eukaryota; Fungi; Ascomycota; Eurotiomycetes; Eurotiales; Aspergillaceae
Exons: 6
Coding region: 1-2205 (734 amino acids)
Biological process (GO): endocytosis; actin cortical patch assembly; actin cortical patch localization
Cellular component (GO): actin cortical patch
Molecular function (GO): Arp2/3 complex binding
Source: RefSeq, a predicted model, not a curated record